Molecule: messenger RNA, 2652 nt
Organism: Pelmatolapia mariae (spotted tilapia)
Lineage: Eukaryota; Metazoa; Chordata; Actinopteri; Cichliformes; Cichlidae
Product: tricarboxylate transport protein B, mitochondrial
Exons: 9
Coding region: 244-1197 (317 amino acids)
Biological process (GO): mitochondrial citrate transmembrane transport
Cellular component (GO): mitochondrion
Molecular function (GO): citrate secondary active transmembrane transporter activity
Source: RefSeq, a predicted model, not a curated record
GGGUUUCCAUGGUUACAAAUAACAUUUAUUGGAUAUAGAAGAUCCCAACUUCCUUGACAGUUCCAGUAUCCGCCCACUGUCAACACAGAGAUCCGCCGGAGUCUCCACCUGAAUCCAGGAAAGCUCUUCAGACUGAAGGCGCCCAGGUGUUGCGCUACUAUACUCUACUUGGAAACGAAAAAAAACUAAAAAAAAAAAACUGCGAGCCACACUAGACUGGAAGCUUUGUUUAAUCGGGUAACUAUGCAGGGUAAAGGCACUUUUAUCAGCCCCUUUCACAGACCGCGGUGUGUGGCGGCAGCGGCACCGGCUGGGAAAGCGAAAUUAACUCAUCCGGGAAAAGCGAUUCUGGCAGGUGGAAUCGCAGGUGGCAUAGAGAUCUGCAUCACCUUUCCCACAGAGUAUGUCAAGACCCAGUUACAGCUGGAUGAGAAGGCCAAUCCACCAAAAUAUAGAGGAAUAGGUGACUGUGUGAAACAGACAGUACAGAGUCACGGUAUCAAAGGACUGUACAGAGGUCUCAGCUCUCUGCUGUAUGGAUCCAUACCCAAAUCUGCUGUCAGGUUUGGGGUGUUUGAGUUCCUCAGUAACCAUGCCAAGGAUGAGUCCGGUCGACUGGAGAGCACCAAAGGCCUGCUGUGUGGGCUUGGAGCUGGGGUCAUGGAGGCUGUUCUGGUGGUCUGCCCAAUGGAAACAGUCAAGGUUAAAUUCAUUCAUGACCAGACAUCAGCCAACCCCAAAUAUAAGGGAUUCUUCCACGGAGUCAGAGAGAUAAUCAGAGCUCAAGGAUUAAGAGGGACAUAUCAGGGUCUAACUGCAACAGUCUUGAAGCAAGGCUCCAACCAGGCUAUUCGAUUUUUCGUGAUGACUUCUCUCAAGAACUGGUACAAAGGUGAUAACCCCAACAAAGCAAUAAAUCCACUGGUGACUGGACUCUUUGGAGCCAUAGCAGGAGCAGCCAGUGUAUUUGGAAACACUCCACUAGAUGUCAUCAAGACAAGGAUGCAGGGUCUAGAAGCACAUAAAUAUAAAAGCACGCUGGACUGUGCCAUGAAGAUCUUGAGAUAUGAAGGGUUGGCAGCGUUCUAUAAAGGAACAGUUCCCCGGCUUGGGCGUGUAUGUCUUGAUGUUGCCAUAGUUUUCAUCAUCUAUGAGGAGGUCGUAAAGGUUCUGAAUAUGGUCUGGAAGACAGAAUAGGUGGUUGGACAUAUGACGAAGGUGGCAACUUCCUCCUUCACAAGCAUCAGACAUAGAUCUGACUUCAGCAGGCCUCUUUUGUGUCAUGAAACCAACAGCAGAAGGGGUGAAAAAGAGAGCUGAACUUAGAUUAGUGUUGUAUGCAGAGCAGGAAGUCAAUAUACUCAGAGACAAAAGAAGAAAAGGGGGCCUGGCGUCACCUACACCUGGUGUAAGUGAUGCUCAGCAUCAACAUUCCCUGUCAAGAUUGAAGAAAAAGAAAGAUAAAUUAUAAUUAAAUAAUAAUAAAAAAGAACCUUUAUCCUAAAGAUGCAUCACCAGUUUAUAAAUAUAUAUAAAAAUACUGUGGCCAAUAGCAUCGCCAGCAGCAGCACCUUUAUUUUAAGUUAUCUGGUUUACUUUCUCUGUAAGCCUCUGUCAGGGAAGAGCAUUAUUUGUAGUCAUUCACAGCUGUUUUACUGCAAAUAUGCAGGUGUCCUGCUGGAUUUUCUUGAGUUUGCAUUGCUCUCUGUCUCUUCUAAAAGUCCAGAGGAGCCAGAGUGCAACUGGUUGCAGUUUGCAGUCACACAAGCUGCAGCAACUUCCAUAGUUAGGCCUUAAAUAAAUUUGGUUUAUAACCUGCCAUGUAUUUUUAUACAGUGUAGAUUCAAUUUAGUUUAUUGAUAACUUACAGAAUAUUAUAUAUUUUAAUUCCUGUGCCAAAUGUCAAACCGAUUGUGUUAUGAAAGUCUGUUCAGAAGAAAGCAAAAGUAACCUAAUUAUCUUAAGAGAAUAGUAAAUAUUAUGACUAUGUACUGUGAGAUACAUAAUUUUUGAAAGUGAAAUAUUAAAUAGAGAAUUAAGAGAAUAUUUGCUGUUAAUCUGUGCCACACUGUUGUUGUUUUUUUUUUUUUCUUUAUCGGGUGUAUAAAUGAUUUUUUUAAGAUGUGGGAAUUAUUUAGUUGCUUUGUAUAUCACUGUGAGUCUACAAGACACAAUGAGUCGUUUAGACAAAGUAACAUCAGGCUUCUAUUUUGCUUUUAGUGGAAACAACACCUCUCACUGGGUCAUAUUUUACCGUCCUGACUCCACCCAGUGUGGAUUUUUGUUCUGUUUACAUUAGAUACAGUUUUACUCCCCCCCACUAUUUCUGCUAAAUACACUGCUUGGCCAAAUAAAAAAAAAAAUUACAAAUUCUAAUAUUUUAUUGGACCGGCUUUAGCUUUGAUAACAGCAUGCAAUCAUCAGGGCAUGGUUUUGAUAAACUUAUGGAAUAUCACAGCAUUUAUUUCUAUCCAGGGUUGGUUUAAUUUUUUAUUUUUUUUUUGCCAGGAUCUUGUAUCGAUGAUAGUAGUGUCAGGCCACUGUGACCAUCACAAAGAUUCUCAAUGAGUCUGCGGCCAAUUCAUGUGUGAAAACGAUGAUUUGUGUUCCCUGACCUGCUCUUUCACAAUAUGAGCCUGACAAAUCCUGGCA